UUGCUUUUUAAAAGCUUAGUAUAUGCUUGUAAUUAUCAGAAGCGGGUAGUGAAGUAAUUUUAUCUGAAUCAUUUUAAAAGAAUUGUUUAGAAAAAUUCCUAGAAAUUUUUAAAAAUGAACUUAAUCACAGAUAAGGCCUGUUUUAACAUAAGCCUACGAAAUGCCUGCCUCAGCAUAGCUAUAUUUUUUCUGGUCUCGAUAGUAUUCGGUGUAAUCUUUAAUCCGGGAUAUUUAAGUUACAGUACAACAUUAAUCGGCUUUAUUAUUGAAUUGAUUGGAAAUUUGGCACUUCUUUUUGGUGUUCUUUGGAUAAAUCAUUGGCUAGUGCUGGUAUGGUUGAUCAAUGCGAUAUUUUUCUUCAUUGGUUGGCCCAUUGCUAUUCUGGGAGUUAUAUUCAAUUUUGGCUAUUAUCGGGCUGCAGCUAUGUUUGAUAAUGUUUUUCUUAUUCUAAUCGAAUACACUAUCAUCUUAGUUAUCUUUGCGUACUGUACCCACCUCGUGUACUCCUACUAUCAUGAACUGAGAAAUAAGCAAUCAAACCCGCAGCACUCCGUUGUAGUUUAGUGGUUGCAAGUACAUAUAAGAGUACGUAUAAUUUACGCUUUCUAAUUUAACUUAAGUUUUUGAAAAUUGUAUACUUAAUUGUUUAUUAAAUAAAACUAUGUAAACCCUAUA
Molecule: messenger RNA, 675 nt
Organism: Teleopsis dalmanni
Lineage: Eukaryota; Metazoa; Arthropoda; Insecta; Diptera; Diopsidae
Exons: 4
Coding region: 115-564 (149 amino acids)
Source: RefSeq, a predicted model, not a curated record